Messenger RNA from Phycodurus eques (leafy seadragon), 6633 nucleotides. RefSeq names its product zinc finger MIZ domain-containing protein 1-like. The coding region runs from base 324 to 3539 and encodes 1071 amino acids. The transcript has 24 exons. Lineage: Eukaryota; Metazoa; Chordata; Actinopteri; Syngnathiformes; Syngnathidae. Gene Ontology annotation, biological process: regulation of transcription by RNA polymerase II; protein sumoylation. The record is from RefSeq and is a predicted model, not a curated record. Gene Ontology annotation, molecular function: zinc ion binding; SUMO ligase activity.
GAGCCCUCUUUCAAAACAAGAGGCGACAAUUAGCGAGGACUUUCUCCGCUUCCCCCGCCGGAUGACUGGAAAAGACUCCACAGUGGUAAACUGCAGUGCACGAUUCGAUUUCCACUGGAAUGGAAUGCUUCCCCCCCAAUUUGGCAGCAGCACAUGCAUGCAUACAGUGCGGAGGUCUGGAAGACUUGCGGUGCUGGGGUUUUUCUCCUCCUGGUGUGUGGAUGGGUGGGGGGGUCUUCCGAGGUGAAGAAGUGAGGAUUAACGGCAACAAAGCUCGAUGGCCGGCAGGUAGAGCGCGAGGAGGCUAACGAGGGACAAUCAACAUGAACUCCAUUCCGUCCAUGGACAGACACAUCCAGCAGACCAAUGACCGGCUGCAGUGUAUCAAACAGCACUUACAAAAUCCGGCCAAUUUCCAAACGGCGGCGACCGAGUUGCUGGACUGGUGCGGCGACCCCCGAGCCUUCCAGCGUCCCUUCGAGCAAAGCCUGAUGGGAUGUCUGACGGUGGUGAGCCGCGUGGCAGCGCAGCAGGGCUUCGACUUGGACCUCGGCUACCGACUCCUGGCCGUGUGCGCCGCCAACCGGGACAAGUUCACGCCAAAGUCGGCAGCUCUUCUGUCCUCCUGGUGCGAGGAACUGGGACGCCUCCUGCUGCUGCGUCACCAAAAGAACCGACAGAACGAGCCCCCGGGAAAAGUGCCCAUGCAGCCCCCCAUGAGCUCCAUGAAGCCCGGCCUCUCGCACGGAGAUGGGUCUUUUCCCUACGACUCGGUUCCCUGGCAACAGAACACCAAUCAGCCUCCGGGUUCCCUCUCGGUGGUGACCACCGUCUGGGGCGUCACCAACACCUCGCAGAGCCAGGUUUUGGGGAAUCCCAUGACCACCAACAACAAUCCCAUGAACCCGGGCGGGAACCCAAUGGCUUCGGGGAUGUCUGGUAAUAAUCCUGGGAUGAACCCCUCUCAGUUCAGCGGCCCGCAGCAGCAGUUCCCCAGCAAGGGCACCGCCAACCAGGGCUACAUGCAGCAGGGCAUGUACGGACGACCCAACUAUCCCGGCGGAGGCGGCUUUGCUGGCAGCUACCCUGGGGGCCCCAAUGCCGGACCCGGAGGAAUGGGCAUGCCUCCGCACUCGCGGCCGCCGUCGGACUUCGCUCAGCCUGCGGCGGCCGCCGCCGCCGCCGCGGUGGCCGCCGCCGCCGCCACGGCGACCGCUACUGCCACCGCCACUGUAGCCGCUCUGCAGGAGACUCAGAACAAGGACAUGAAUCAAUACGGACCAAUGAGUUCCUCUUUCCAGAUGGGACCGAACCAGGCCUACAAUAGCCAGUUCAUGAACCAGCCAGCACCACGUGGGCCCGCAUCCCACCCCGGGAACAUGGGCUCAGGCAUGAAUGCGUCCAACGUGAGCGGCCCCCCAAUGGGGAUGAACCAACCCAGGGGUCAAGGCAUGGGACCCUUUGGAGGUCACGGCCAAAGGAUGCCCCAGCACGGGUAUGCAGGAGCCCGGCCUCAGGGCGUGCCUAUGCAGGGCAUGAAGAGGCCCUAUCCAGGCGAGCCUAACUACGGGGGGCAGCAGUAUGGACCAAACAACCAGUUCCCCAGCCAGCAGGGCCAGUACCCGACACCCAAUGCUUCCAGGCCGCUGCCGUCCAGCAACUACCCCGGCCAACGGACGCCAGGACAGCAGCUCCAAUCCCUAUAUCCGCCACCCAGUGGUCCCAUUGGGCAGUAUUAUAAGCAAGAGCCGCCUUUUAAUGGCCAAAGCACCAACUUUUCUGGGAGUGGUUAUCAGUACAGCCAGGCCAAUAUGAAUGGGCCACCCAGACCAAUGGGCAACUACCCCCACUCCCCAGUACCGGGCAACCCCACCCCUCCAAUGACCCCAGGAAGCAACAUCCCUCCGUAUUUAUCACCCAGUCAGGACGUGAAGCCGCCGUUUCCUCCUGACAUCAAACCAAAUAUUACUGCUCUUCCUCCACUGCCCGCCAACCAUAACGAGGAGCUGCGCCUCACCUUCCCGGUGCGUGACGGGGUUGUCCUGGAGCCUUUCAGGCUAGAGCAUAACCUGGCAGUCAGCAAUCACGUCUUCCACUUACGGCCCUCGGUGCACCAGACACUCAUGUGGAGGUCGGAUCUGGAGCUGCAAUUCAAGUGCUACCACCACGAGGACCGGCAGAUGAACACCAACUGGCCGGCGUCGGUGCAGGUCAGCGUCAACGCCACGCCGCUCACCAUCGAGCGCGGUGAUAACAAGACUUCCCACAAGCCCUUGCACCUGAAGCACGUCUGCCAACCGGGCAGGAACACCAUCCAGAUCACCGUCACAGCCUGCUGCUGUUCGCACUUGUUUGUGCUGCAACUGGUCCACAGGCCGUCGGUCCGCUCCGUCCUCCAGGGUCUACUGAAGAAGAGGCUCUUACCGGCCGAGCACUGCAUCACCAAAGUCAAGAGAAACUUCAGCAGCGUGGCGUCGUCGUCGGGCAACGCCGCCCUCAACGGCGAGGACGGCGUGGAGCAGACGGCCAUCAAGGUCUCACUUAAAUGUCCCAUCACUUUCCGGCGAAUACAGCUCCCGGCCAGAGGGCACGACUGCAAGCACGUUCAGUGUUUCGAUUUGGAAUCAUAUCUACAAUUGAACUGCGAGCGGGGCACGUGGCGAUGUCCUGUAUGCAACAAAACGGCAUUGUUAGAAGGGUUGGAGGUGGACCAGUACAUGUGGGGCAUCUUGAAUGCCAUUCAAAACUCCGAGUUCGAGGAAGUGACGAUCGACCCGACGUGCAGCUGGCGGCCGGUAGCCAUCAAGUCGGAACUCCACAUCAAGGAGGACCCGGACGGUCCUCUGGCCAAGCGCUUCAAGACCAUGAGCCCCAGCCAGAUGAUCAUGCCCAACGUCAUGGACAUGAUCGCCCAGCUCGGCCCCGGACCCUCGCCGUACCCAUCGCAGCACGGGGCAAUCAACGGCGAAUACGGCGGUCAAGGCAACAGUUACCAGGGCCACGGCAACUUUGAGUUCCCGCACGGAACGCCGGGCGCGACGUCCGUGAACGAUUUUAUGCACGGACCCCAACUGUCGCACCCGCCCGAUAUGUCCAACAGCCUGAUGAGCACGGACAAGCCUCUUUCCCACAGCAUGCCCGACACGAUACCUCACUCCUCCGUCAACGAGCCGUCGCACGGCACGUUGCAGCAAAGCAUGCACGGGUCGCCGCGUCCGGGCGGCCAAUCGGGGCAGCAGCAGCGCCACCACAGCGGACCCCCGCCCCCUUCGCGGCAACCCCCGCCGCCGCCCCCUCCUCCUCCUCAGCAGCAGCAGCAGCAGCAGCAGCAGCCCGGUCCAAACAGCCACCCCCACGGCGAUCUGACAUUCAACACCUCCAGCGGUUUGGACAGCCAAGCCGGGUCGGACAUGCCCGAACCUUCUUUAGACCUUCUUCCAGAGCUGGCCAACCCGGACGAGCUUUUGUCCUACUUGGACCCGCCGGACCUCCCCAGCAACAGCAACGACGACCUCUUGUCGCUCUUCGAAAACAAUUGAGGCUCGUCGUGGACUGAAAACAAAAACAAAAAAAGACUCAGUACUUGGCGAACACAACAAAGAUGCACUCCCCUUCUCUUCUUCCUCUUGUAUAGUUUGGCUUCAGAAAGGACGUUUUGGGGGGGGGGGGGGAAAAAAAAAAAAAAAAAAAAAAAAAAAGACGACGUCGCGAGGUAACGUUUGAAUUGUGCGGCUGUAAUCAAUUGUUUUGACUCCACAUGCAGCAUUUAUGAUCAUCAUAAUUGAAGGAACCGGGUUUGAUCGUCCCGCCGUAUGUCAUUUCAAAAGCACAAGAUAAUUCAUUAUUUCCCUCAAAAUUCGAAAUCUCUGAAAGUGAAGCGCUGUGAAUACUUUCCAGGUGCACCAAGUGCAUUCAGAAGCUAUUCACAACGCUUGACUUUCUCCACAUUAUGCCAUGUUAAAUCCAUGUUUCAGAAUGUAAUCAAAUAAAAUCACAAUUCAUUUCAGAUGGCCGUAAAUACAAUGGAAAGUGUUUUUCCACAUACACUUAAGCCCCAAAUUGUUCACGCAUGAGUAAAUAAAUUCACAGUUUCUCACACUGGACGCUGCAGUUUUGUGCUCCGCAGUCUCCAAGUUGCUGCAGCGGCCCUUAGUUUCCUCUUGGAUACAAUUUCUCUCCAUAUUUUGGAGACGUACAGGAGACGCUAGUUCUGCCAGUGUCUCUUUUAGGCUGAUGCGUUUAAUGAAGGACAGUUUUCACAGCUUUCCUGCUCUGCCAUUCGUCCCCUCUUGGAUAAAACAUAUCUUCUCACCAUGGAUAACUUCAGCAAACACGUAUUUUUUUUUUCGUGUUUAUAGUCUCCAUGUUGCUGCAGUGACCCUUAGUCAUGCAUUUUCUUACUGUGGAGUAUUUGCUUUUUUUCAGACAUAUAUUUUUUAAAAUUUGUCAAAAGUUGUAAAUCAAUUAAGGCUUGGAAAUCUCUAUCUAAAAUGAAUAUGAAAAGAAUUUCAAUGCUUCAUUUGUAAUGACUCCCAAUCAUUGAUUAAAUGCCCAUUCCUUCGUUCUCUAUUUUCUGCUACACAACAACGGUAUCGCUCAGUCUGUUAAAUGAUGCUCGGUGUGCUAAGCUAAUAUGUUUUGUAUUUGUUGGAUUUAUAGAAACGCUAACAAUACAAGGCAAAUUGUUAAUGCACCGAUUUACUGGAUUUUUCUUUGUUUUUGUUUUGUUUUCUUUGUUUGUUGUCUCAUUGAAGCAAACAUGAUUUGGGAAACUGCUCACCAAAGCUGGAAGGGUGAGAAUGACGUGUGUGUGUGUGUGUGUGUGUGUGUGUGUGUGUGCGCGUGUGUCCGUGCGCGCGCGUGUUGAAAGUUAGUUGAUCCAUCGCAACAUGGAUCGUAAACGCAGUAUUUGUGCUACAUUUCCUCGACUGUCUGUUUGAUGCAAAGAGUGCUGUUCAAGUAUGCAAAUGUAUUAUUAUUUUCUAAGAAAUGCUAUUGUGAUUGUAAAAUGUCAUUGUGAAUAUUUUUCUAUCAUCUCGAUGAAGAAACAAAACAAAAAAACUUUGUCUUUCAUCCUCUUCCUCCUCACAUUAACCACCCACACUUGGAAGCCCAAAAUGUCUCCUAAGUUAUUUCCUGUUUUUUUUUUUUUUUUUUUUAAAUAAAGGAAACACAUAAGCCAGUCAGAGAUACUGAACUGUCUGUCCAUCCAUCCAUUUUUAUUUUUUUUAUUUCCUGGUAUUUACUGUAUUAAUCAUUGUUGUCAACACGUUGGUAUAUUAAGUUAUAUCAGGUGUAUAUUUGAAGGAAAAAAACAUUUUAAAAGAUAUUUUUUAAAGUUGUUUUGGUUGUUGUAAUAUAUACUAUAUGUCAUCUCCUUGCCCCAACCCUUUUUUGUGGUAAAUUGUUUUGUACUUUUUGAUUAUUAUUAUUAUCUAAGGCUAGAAAUCAAAAUGUCUCUCACUGUUGACUUUUUAAAUUAUUGUUUUCAUAAAAUUUCUGCCUUAUUGGUUGCCAUAUACAUGCUAUCCCCCAACAUCUCCCUUCUUGAAAUUUAUUUCGUUGACUAUUAAUCAUGCAGGCUAAAAUUUCAAUAUCUCACUGUAGCCUGUUUUUUUUGUAAUUAUUAUUAUUGCAUUUUUUGUUGUUGCUGUAUACAUUCCACCUUUUUUGUAAUUUAUUUUGUACUACUUUUGUGGGUGUUUAAAAAAAAAAUGAUUUCCUUACUGGCUUUCAUGUAAUGUGAACAUCAUUGUUGUCAAUACGGUGGAAUUUUAAUGAGCAUAUUUUAAAGACUGUCACGGUAUUGCUCAUAUUGUUUGUUGUUAAAUGAAUCUGGCUUUUUUACUAUAUUGUAUACAUUUCAACCCCUUCUUGUUUUUUUUUUGUAAUUUGUCUUUCUUUUUAUUCAUAUCUAAGGCUAGAACUCAAUUGUCUCUCACUGUAGCCUCCCUCAGCAUUUUAUGUCAUUGAAUUCACUUCUUCCAGUUCAGAACACUGACAAAAAAAAAAUCUUUGACUAUACACUGCCACAUAAUUUUAUUUAUUUUUUUAUACUAUCUGAAAGGAGAGGUUGGAUGAAUUCAUGUUUAUUUCUUGCAUACAGGUGAGCCACUUUUGUGUACCCUCAAUCUGUAGUUGCACAAUCACAUUAAAGGCUCUUGCUUGAAAAUUGUUUUUUAAAAAUGAAGCGCGGAGGGCAAAGCGAGGUCAUAUGUGCUAAAGAUGUCUGUACAUAUGUAAAUGAAUAUAGAGACGUGAACAGAAAUGUAUUCCUGUUCCCUGGGAAUGUGCAUUGUUUCCUCCGAAUAAUAAAAAAAAGCUUGCAACCCCUCUAUUGGAAGUGGAAGAUUGGUAGUUUUAUGCCCCUCUCCUCCCUUUUUGGGACUGUCCGUGUUGUAGUACAUUCUCGUCUGUCGCUUCUUUCUAUACUUAAAAAAAAAAAAGUCCAAAAGAUUGUAAGUAACAUUUUUUAUAUAUCAUCGAAAAGCCACUGUCUGUGUUUGUACAUUGUAGUAUGUACAAUCAUUUCAUACUGCUCGGAAUUAUUAUUUUUUUUGUAGUUUUGCAGAGCUGUAUGUACUUAGACCAUGUGACACCCUCAUAUUUAUCUAAUAAAUAUGUAUUCAGAUA